GCAUAAAGAGCCAGUGAGUCGCGAGCGAGACUGAUAUUGACAAACGAGUGAAAGGAAUCAUGAGAUGUUGUGCGUGACAAACAUUAGAACUCAGAUACGCUAUAUGGAUAAUAUCGACUACUGGUCAAAGAGAUUUUGCUGAAAGUCACAUUACAGCGGAAAAAUCUUGAAAAGGAAUGCCUGCACCAACCAACCCCUGACUGAAUAUUGUCAACCGAGGGAACGAGUGAGAUAAAAGAGGAAGAUGGGGGAGACUGAGGACGAGCGUACAUCUCAGGCUGGCCAGCUGUUUGAGAACUUUGUGCAGGCCACUACCUGUAAAGGCACCCUGCAGGCCUUCAGUAUCCUCUGCAGGCAGCUGGAGCUGAACCUCUCGGACCACAGGGACUUCUACAGCAGCCUGAAAGCUGCCGUCACCUACUGGAAGGCCAAAGGCCUCUGGGGGAAACUGGACAAGAGAGCCAGCCACAAGGAGUACAAUAAGGGCAAAGCCUGCGUGGACACCAAAUGUCUCAUCAUUGGUGGCGGUCCCUGUGGCUUUCGGACCGCCAUAGAGCUGGCUUUGCUUGGCGCCAAGGUCGUGGUGAUUGAAAAGAGGGACACCUUUUCCAGGAACAAUGUCCUUCACCUUUGGCCUUACACCAUCCAUGACCUCAGGAACCUGGGAGCCAAAAAGUUCUAUGGAAAGUUCUGUGCUGGGUCUAUAGACCACAUCAGUAUUCGUCAGCUGCAACUCAUGCUGUUAAAGAUUGCUCUCAUUGUUGGGGUUGAGGUGCACGUCAGCGUGGAGUUUAUCAAGCUUCUCGAGCCACCUGAGGGCCAAGGCACUGAUGGGCCUGGAUGGAGGGCAGAGGUCCGGCCAGCCGAUCACCCCAUCUCAGGCUAUGACUUUGAUGUGAUAAUUGGAGCAGAUGGAAGGAGAAGCACUCUUGAUGGCUUCAAGAGAAAGGAGUUCAGAGGGAAACUAGCUAUCGCUAUCACUGCAAACUUUGUCAAUCGCAACACGACAGCGGAGGCCAAAGUGGAGGAGAUCAGCGGAGUGGCCUUCAUCUUCAAUCAGAAGUUCUUCUUGGAGCUCAGGGAGGAGACGGGCAUUGAUCUGGAAAACAUUGUCUAUUACAAGGACAACACGCACUACUUUGUCAUGACUGCAAAGAAACAAAGCUUGCUGGACAAGGGUGUGAUCAUCAAUGACUAUAUUGAGACCGAGCGGCUGUUGGCGAGCGACAACGUAAACCAAGAAGCUUUGCUCUCAUACGCCCGGGAGGCUGCAGAUUUUGCCACAAACUACCAGCUUCCCUCUUUGGAUUAUGCCAUCAACCACUACAGCCAGCCAGAUGUAGCUAUGUUUGACUUCACCUGCAUGUACGCCUCAGAGAACGCUGCGCUUGUGAGGGAGAAGAACGGCCGUCAGAUGCUGGUGGCGCUGGUUGGAGAUAGUCUUCUAGAGCCUUUCUGGCCCAUGGGGACAGGAUGUGCUCGAGGGUUUCUGGCUGCCUUUGACACAGCAUGGAUGAUAAAGGGGUGGGCUCAGGGCAAAGAACCCCUUGAUCUUCUGUCAGAGAGGGAGAGCAUCUACAGGCUGCUGCCUCAGACGACCGCAGAAAACAUCUCCAAAAACUUUGAGCAGUACACCAUAGACCCAGCCACACGCUACCCCAACCUCAACUCCACCUGCGUACGUCCACAUCAGGUGCGGCAUCUGUACAUUAACGGCGAGCAGAGCUUGAGUUUUCAGGAGCGCAGUGGACCCACACGCACAUCCGUAAACAUCUCCACAAGAGAGUCAGAGGUGCGUCCCGGCCGGCUGCUGCAGUGGUGUCAGAAGCAGACUCAGGGCUACAGGGGAGUGGAUGUGUCUGACCUUACAACCUCCUGGAGGAGCGGCCUGGCUCUGUGCGCCCUCAUUCACCGUCAGCGGCCGGACCUCAUUGAUUUUGACUCCCUGAACGAGGCUGAUUGCGCUAAAAACAACCAGUUGGCAUUUGACGUGGCAGAGAGGGAGUUUGGAAUCCAGCCAGUCACCACAGGAAAGGAAAUGAAUGCGGAACAGGGGCCAGACAAGCUCAUUAUGGUGCUCUACCUCUCCAAAUUUCACGAGAUGUUCCGCAACUCUCCUCAAUCCAUCACAGGUGUGCCCAAAGAUACUGGUGCAAAUAAUGAAGACUAUUCAUCAAAGACCACAAACUCUCUUUACAACUCGAUAAAUCAAGCACUGCCUCGGAAGAGAAUCCCAAAGGUUGAUAAAAUGCUGGAAGACUAUGACAACAAAAAGAGGAAGAAGGCCAGGAGUCAUCUGGAGGAGCUAAUGCCCAAUCAGAGUGCUCCCCCUGUAGGUGAGAAAGAGGAACAGAAGGAAAAUAAGGUACGCUCCAUGGCAACUCAACUGCUGGCCAGGUUUGAGGAGAAUGCACCAAGCUGUGGAGUGCGCAAACAGACCAGCAUGCGGAAGGAGUUUCCUCAGGGUCUGGGCGGCAGUGACAUCUGUCACUUCUGUGAGAAGCGCGUGUACAUCAUGGAGCGGCUCAGUGCGGAGGGAUGCUUCUUCCACAGAGAGUGUUUCCGCUGUAACAUCUGUGGUUGCACGUUGCGUCUGGGUGGUCAUGCUUUCGACUCCAACCAAGGCGCUUUUUACUGCAAGCUGCACUUUUCUCAGCACAAAAUCAGCAGUAGGCAUCGAAGAGGAGAGAUCAAUGGAGUUGGCAGACCCUCGUCCAGCGCUAGUUCUGAUUACACGGCCACAGACGGCCUCCGCGGCCUGUCCUCAGGAGCCGAAUCAGACUCCGUUCUCAGAACUCAGGAUGACUUGAAGGGUUUGUCGAACCCCAGCGCUCUGGCUGAGGGUGCAGAGGUGCAGGACCUCUCAGACGCCACGGAGGUCAUAAACGUGAGUGAAGUCAAAGAUUCAUCUAAAAAGCCCGAUCCUGCAGAUUCUGCACCUGCGUGUCCCGAUUCUCCACUGCAGAAAGUGAAACGCUCUACAUCCAAAGGGGAGAUUACCAACAAAAACAACCUCUGGAAGAAGAAAAUCCGAUACACUCUGCCCCUCAUCCUGAUGAAGAAAUUUCACCGUGGAAAACCAGACGAUAGAACUGAAGUCCUCGCAGAGGAAGACGGAGACUCGGACUUUGAGGAGAUCCAUGAAUCUAUCUUCUCAACAAAGGCUGCAACAUCCACCACAGAGUCUGACUGCCCCCUAAUGGAGGACAAGAGGUCGACACCCAUGCAAGAGAUCCCCAAAAUCCCUCUUUAUCGCACACGUUUCCUUCCUGAAUCCCCAAAACCCAGCACUUCCUCUCCAGAUCCAGUCGUCAUGGCCGUUCCCUCAGAAGCGAAUUCCCUCAGCCCCAAGAAGAAGCUUGUGCUGUCUUUAUCUGAAAAGGAGAGGCUGCUCGACUGGGACUUGGUCGCUCCGGAAAAUCCCUCAAAUUCUGAGGGAGAACAAAUUGACAGAACCUCAACGAAUCCUUCAAAUGAUCAACCAGAACCAGAAGCUCCACCAAAACCAAGCCGUCCCCAACCUGAACCCACUCCUCCACUCUUUGGCUUCCAACAGUGGGCCAGCAGUCUCCGGAAGUCCUUAUCCUCCAGAAAAGGGAACAACCCUGUGGUCCUCAGGGGAAACCGACCUUUGAAAGCCAGGCCGUUGUCUGAGGGGUCCUUCAACCUCAGCGGCUUGUUUAGCAGCAGCAUUCGGAGGAACCAGGAUGGGGAACAUAGCAACACGUUUCCCGAUGGCAGUCAAUCCAGAGUGAAGACAGGAAGUGAGCUCACCACGUUACUGGAGCAGGUGGCUCUCGGCUCCAAAACCCACAAGGGCACAAAAGAUGAUAUGGCCUCCCUACCACCCAGAAAACUCAAUUUCUUCUCCUCUCUGCGCAUUAAGAGGAACGAAGGAGCAGAUCAGACCAAAGGAGACAACCAGAAGGACAUCUUGACCAUUCUUUCCAGGUUCAGAAGCAAAGCUUCUGCUCAGCAACAACAACAAGAGUCCAACUCAUCUAGUGAAGAGGAACAGAAUUCAGACUCACAAAGGACCUUCGGUGACAUCUCACUGAAGAAAAAAGAGAAAAGAGCCAUCCAACAAACCAAGAGAGAUCAGCUGAAAAUACUUCACAGGGCUCAGGUAAUCCAGAGACAGCUGGAGGAAGUUGAAGAGAAGCAGAGAGCUCUGGAGGAGAAAGGUGUAGCUCUGGAGAAGAUGCUCAGAGGAGAAACUGGCGAUGAUUCUACAGAUGAGACCACGCUACUGCAAACCUGGUUCAGUCUGGUCCUGGAGAAGAACAAACUGUCGCGAUACGAGUCUGAACUCAUGAUCUUUGCUCAAGAACUGGAGUUGGAGGACACUCAAAGCAGGCUACAGCAAGACCUUAGACGGCGAAUGGCCACUGAAGACUGUGAGAAGAGUGCGAGUGAGCUGACGGAGGAGCAGAGCCUGCUGGUGGAGAUCAUGAAGGUGGUGGAGAAAAGAGACAAACUGGUGAGUCUGCUGGAAGAGCAGCGGCUGAAGGAGAAAGCGGAGGACAGAGAUCUGGAGAGCAUGAUCCUCUCCAGAGGCUAUCAGUUCCACUGGACCUGAACUUCUCACGCUGGAUGAAGAUCUGCUGGACUGACCUACAAGAAGAGAUACUUUAGACUGAGAAACCCUUAUUUGAAGAUCAGCUUCUGGAUCUUGAACAAACUGUAACACGCUUGUUUAAUCAAACCCGACUGAAUGCUGCCUGGUGUGUUCUUGAAAAGAAAUAAACCAAACACGUGCCUCUUUAAUAACAGAAAAUGAUGAAUGUUAGAUUUCAAAACACGGGUUGCACAGCCACAGAGUUGAGAGGAUGGACUGCAAAUGUUAUUCACACUGGUUCAAUGGUAUUUAUAUAGUUAAAGCUAUUUUUUGUGGACUUGUUUGAUUUAUUUUCCUGUUUUGUUAAAAUGUUCUUAAUAAAUGUUUGCUCCGUUCUUUAGUAGAUGUUCCAAUAGAGGCCAAAGUUUAAUGGCAGUGAUAAAGCAUGUCUGUUGAGUGUUUGUCUUUUAGGCUUGCAAUGAACAGGAUAUCUUAUGUGACCUAAAGUUGCAGCGAUUUCUAAAGUAAAACCAAAUAUAAUUGUUUCAAGAAUCAAGAACUGCUUUUAUUUUAUUUUUAAUUUUUGUCUGUCUGUUGCCUUAUGUAAUUUAUUUAAUAAAUGUAAAAACAAUGAGUCGACUCUUCUAAAUAUCUAAAAAAAUAAAAUAAAAAUAAGAUUCAA
Molecule: messenger RNA, 5240 nt
Organism: Carassius auratus (goldfish)
Lineage: Eukaryota; Metazoa; Chordata; Actinopteri; Cypriniformes; Cyprinidae
Product: protein-methionine sulfoxide oxidase mical2b-like
Exons: 30
Coding region: 245-4579 (1444 amino acids)
Molecular function (GO): protein binding; FAD binding
Source: RefSeq, a predicted model, not a curated record